This is a messenger RNA of Tricharina praecox, 1744 nucleotides long. RefSeq names its product general substrate transporter. Gene Ontology annotation, molecular function: carbohydrate:proton symporter activity. NCBI's taxonomy places the organism in Eukaryota, Fungi, Ascomycota, Pezizomycetes, Pezizales, Pyronemataceae. Gene Ontology annotation, cellular component: membrane. Gene Ontology annotation, biological process: transmembrane transport; carbohydrate transport. The transcript is spliced from 8 exons. Bases 178 to 1686 code for a protein of 502 amino acids. The record is from RefSeq and is a predicted model, not a curated record.
CAACCUCCCCCCCUCCCCCACCACCCCCGGAGGAUCCGAUUCCAUACCAUACCAUACACUGCGACUCCCCCCGACGGAUCUCUUCCUCCUCUAAGGUCAACCACACCUCCGACAGGAAUACUCUCCGGAUCGAACGCAUACGUACUACCUACGUACAAUCACACAAGUACAUUCGAGAUGGGUCAAUUACUGGUGCUUUCCCUUGCGGUAUCUGCAGGCCUCGGGACAUGUCUUCACGGUUACAAUUCCGGCGUGAUAUCCCACAUCAUCGCGAAUCCACAUUUCAACAACUUCUUCGGGACCGAAUCAGCUUCGCCCAUCUUGGGCGCCGUGGUGUCGGUAUUCUCGGGUGGCGCUGUGGUUGGGUCUGCGGGGAGCGGGUUUCUGCUGGAUACCUAUGGACGGAGAUUUACAAUACAGACUGGCGCUGUGAUAUCGAUCCUGGGAGUCAUGUUGCAGGCGUCGGCCACGAACCUCACCAUGAUGCUGAUCGGACGCAUCGUGUCCGGAUUUGCUAUCGGAAUGAUGUCGGUGGGAGUGCCCAUAUAUCUGUCCGAGUGCGCUUAUCAUACUUCGCGAGGCUUCUUGACGGGUUUCUGUCAGCUCAUGAUCUUGAUGGGCUUCGUCGCAUCGUCAUGGGUCGGAUAUGCCGCGCACAACGUCCCCAACGCCGAAAACAACGCCUUCACGUGGCGGUUCCCGAUCGCGAUCGCCGCGAUUCCCGCCGUCUUCAUCGCAUUCGCCCUCCAAUGGCUCCCCGAGUCGCCGCGAUUUCUGGUUCGCCAGGGAAUGACGGAACAGGCUUACAAAUCCAUGAUGAAGCUGUACCACGACGGCACGAAUCGCGAGGUUAUCCAGCGGAGUAUCCAGGAGAUGUCGCUGCAGUGGAAACGGGAGUGCCAGAUCAUGCCGGCGAUGAGCGACUGGGUCGUCAUGUGGAAGGUGCCCAAGUGGAGGGCCAGGGUGCUCAAUGCUAUCCUGCCAUCAGUGUUUACGCAGUUGACUGGAAUCAACAUCAUCACGUAUUACCAGAACCAGAUGUUCACGGGACUGGGGCUGUCGGAUCGGGGCGCGCUCAGGUUUACGGCGCUGUACCAUACGGUAGCUCCGAUUGCGAUCAUCGUCUUUAUGCUCUUCGUCGUCGACAGUGUCGGACGAAAGAAACCGAUGCUCUACGCAACGCCGUUCUUGGCGAUGCUGUUCAUCAUCUUUGCGGUGCUGAGCUCGCACAACCCCGAUGGGACCAACAAGUCGGCGUCCUCGGCUGGAAUCGGCAUCAUGUUUGUAUUCAACAUUGUCUUUUGUAUGUCGUGGGGUCCGGUUGGCUGGACAUAUAUGAGUGAAGUCAUUCCGCUGCGCAUCAGGGGCAAAGGAGGCGCCCUCGCCGUCGCCGUCGGAAACUGGACCAUGAACGUCCUCGUCUCGCAGAUCUCUCCGCAAGCAAUGGAGGCGAUCACGUGGAAAUACUACAUCGUCUACGCAGUCUUCAUGCUGAUCGUAACCCUCCCAACCGUCUGGUACGCCGUCAAAGAGCCCAAAGGCAUGUCGCUCGAAGCAAUGGACCAGCUGUGGGAGGAGCCAGAGAAGCCGGCGACAGCAGACUCGAUACAUAGCAUCGAGAUGGCGAAGCGGCGCGGGUUCUCGUCGGGGCCUGACACGUCGCUUGGUGGCGCGAGUCGGGUGUAGUCAAAAUUUCCUACCGUUUACGUUUUAUCUCCGAGAAUCUUCGAUAUCCCUUUCGGUA